UCCCCCAGUCUGAACCAAUCAGAUUUCAGAUUCAAUAAACACCAGUAGGUAGCGGGCCUCCGGUGACGUUGGAAUAUUUCCGUCCUCUGAUGGGUUUAGAGCUACUUGAGUGGAUUUUCCCUACAUAACAUUACAUGAAGUCGACGGCUGAGCAAGGUGACGAAAAUGACCGAAAUGAUGGUUAAAAAUGUAUUUUCAAGGCGGACCUCUCAAGACAAACUGGACAUUGUGAUAGUAAGUCAGACAAUGUUUGUAGCUGGCUGGCAUGUUUCAACCCUGUAAAGGAUUUAUUCGCCAGUUCAACAACAUAGCUGGCUCGGAGCCAAAACAAGAGUGUCUACAAACAAUACACAUCCCUGGUGCCAGGAUGGAUGAGGCGGAGAAGUACCAACAGCGACUGGAGGCCAUCGCUGAGAAGCGGCGGCAGCAGGAGGAGCAGGAGCGAGCCAAGAGAGAGAUGGAGGAUGAAAAACUCAGACUGCAGCAGCUCAAGAGGAAGUCUCUGAGGGAUCAAUGGUUGAUGGAGGGAGCUCCUUUGUCCCCAUCCUCACUGGACUCCCAGAGCCGACGCUCCCCACUGUGGGCCUCUCAGGAGGUGGGAAAGCACAGGUUGCUAUCACAGAAUGCGGGGUUUGCAGGGGAGGAUGAAAAAGAACAGAUCGCAGAGGACCAAACGGAACCCGUGGACAUGGAAGCAGGAGAUGUGGGGACAGUCGAGGAGGACAUGAAGGUGAUCCGGACACCAUCGCGGCGUGAAGGCUCGCCUGUUCUGAUCAACGGCGAAGGGGACUUGAAAUCAGGCCUCAAACAACACAGCGAUGACGCUCCGGAGAAGCCCGUCACCACAAACGGACCGAGCGAGAGCGUCACGGUCGAGAAACACGGCCAGCACGUUUGUCAUCUUAGCCGUACGAAGGUGGCCGAAGGGAUCACGGUCAUGCGGGCCGAACGCGUCGUCAUCACGGAUGAUGAGGAGGAAGUUGCGCCGCGAGAGCAUCACAAGUCCACCGCAGAGGGAGGAGUGACUGCGGAGGAGGCGCAAGUAGCUUCAGAAGCUUCCACAGAGUCUGCAGAGAGGGAGACGAGUGCGGUGGAGGAGCGAGCGGGGAGUACACACGAGGAGACGAAAGACGAGGACAUCAAAGUGGAAGCUUCAGCCUCAACGGGCGGUCCUCUCGAAGUGGCUCAGGUGCCGGUCUACUCACAAUCACAACCCUCUUGUCCUCCUCCAGAGGCACCACAAGCCCCAGGGGAGGAGGAAGCAGCGAUCACGCCAGCAUCAGAGGCGACCGACGCGUCCUCAAAAGCCCAAGGCGACGCUGUCGCCACGCCCCCUCCGUUCCAGGAAGUUCCCCUGGAGAACCACAGGACUGAGGCGCGAGCUGCCGAAGAGGAGCCCCUGGUGGAGGGGGCCAAAGCCCCCGACGCACAGGAAGAAGCCGCCGCCGAUAAGUCCAAGGCGAAAAUCUGCCAGUGCUGCUCGCUCAUGUAAACUCAACAAAAAUAUUAACACAACACUUCCAGUUUGCUCUCCAGUGAUUAUUAACACUUUUAAUUGCUUUUAAUUUGAUUACAUUGAUCACAGUAGCCCCAAAGUUCACUAAACUCAGUUGCACUGACUUAAUUUGUUCACCGCUCCUUUAAUAAAACGGGUUUUAGUUAGUGCCUAGUUGUUUUUUGUUGUUUUUUUUAAUGGCAUGCGCUACAUCUUUAAUAGUUUUAAAAUUCUACUAGCGCCAAAACUGGUUUAAAGUGUCCUUGGGUUCCAUUCAAGGCCCCAUUUAAGUUUAUUAAUCCAUGUCAUUAGGUCUCAUUGGACACCCUAUAUACACAUAUUACAUUAAAUAUUAUUAUGUGAAUGUUUAUUAUAAGAAAACAUUUGUGAAGCAACUUAAAAUUCAUGCUAAAUGGGAGCCAAGAAAAAGUGUUGCGUUUUUAUUUUUGAUCUGUUUUCCGCACCAUCCCAAUAUUCAUUUUUUAUUCGCACACAACAGACACAAUUGGAGGAGGGUUUUUUUCCCACCUUAUUUUUAUUUUUUUUUGUUAAAACCACCUGUUCAUUUUGGUAACAAUGUCUGAAUUUAUAUUAUCAAAAUAAACUCAACCCACAGCAUUUUAAUGCAGUAAGAUGAAAAAGGCUUUAUUGCAAAAGAAUUCCUGUCCAUAAAUAAUUCAUUUUAGGGUAAAUACAAGUUUUCUUAAAAUGAUUUGAGUGCUUCAUAGAGGAUAUAUUUUAAUGAAGAUGCUUUAAAGCUGAGUUAUUAAAUAGAUCUGGGAGUUGCUGGAUAGCUUUUGAUUUAUUUCAGCUACUGUAGUGUUUUUUUUUUUUUUUGGGGGGGGGGGGGAAUUGUAUAAUACAGGUUGCAUUUAUUUAUUUGUCCCAAUUCUGAAAACCAAAGUGUGCUCUCACUGACAUUCCGCUGGGUCAACAUCUCAUUUAACACAUUUUUACUGAUGUAUGACUUUUGUAUUUAACCAAAUCUCUGUACGUGCAUAACAAGAGUUGUCAAGUUUAGAAACGACUGCAUUAAACAUUAAACGGACAUUUGACAAGUUUUGUUGGGUGGAGUUCAGCGCAGCGUUUUUCCCUCCCUCUGGACUUUUCUUAUGUUGAUCCAAUCGGUGAAGAAUGUGCUCAUGUUUGCUACCCGUAUCAUCGCUGUCCAAUACAAAGCCGAAAUCUCUUAACAAAUCUCAUGAUAACCAGGCUUUAAACGCACCAGGUGUCGUCAUGUGAUCAGACUUUGGACAAAUGGUUACUGCUCAAGUCACUCGAUUUUUACACUUAUUGUGACUAUGCCUGUAGUUUUGAAAUAUGUCUGUGGAAACCCUUAGAAAAGUAAAUGACUAGGGUUUUGUUUCCUUCAGUUUACGGCUUCAACAGAACACAAAUUUUCAGGAAAUAUUUUCCCCAAAGUUGCAAAAUGUGUUGGGAGGUUGAACCGCUAUCACAUGAUCUUGUGUGCUUUUACCAUUUUGCUUUUUUGUGGUUAUGACUGCAGAAGGGUAUGAUUGUUGGAUGGAUGGCUAGAAAGACUGGCGGAUCAUAAUUAUUCCCGAAGGAAAAUCCAUGGAAACGGAUGGAAUAGGAACUGGAAUUUGUAGCAGCAACAUUUCCGACUGACUAAAAACCAGUUGCACAUCUUCCCAAUCCGUGAUAAUGGAUUUGCAAGCUACAAGAGUGGUCAUCAAGGGUGAGUACUUAUUUCACUGCCAACCUUUUACUCUGUGUGUGCCUGAUAACGUUUCCGUUUCCGUAACACUGGAACAGAGAGUUAAUUUGUUUUGAAUCGAGUUCAACCUUUAGAUGUCACCAGAACCUUCCACGCAAUCUAACCGGUGACCCAAUUGGUGCCACAUCGUUUGUUGACCUCCUUGAGUAACAUUUACAUUGAUUUCCACAUUAGGAAGAUGGUAUGAAUUGUUGUUAUAAUUGCUUAUUUGUAAUGAAAUCACAACACAAAUGAAGGCUGGAGCAGCAAUGAGGUAAAAAUAACAUUAUGUUGCCAUUGAAUAUGAACGUUUUCUGUCAAGUUUGUCAAAAGUGUUUAUUUUAAAUCGGUCUACCGAAAGAUGUCUUGUUUUGGUAUGACCUCAACGCAUUACUAAAGCAACACUGAUUAAUUUGGUUUGUACAAUGACAAUAGCUGCAGUGAUUGCCUUUAUAUGACGUGUCAAAAUCCAGCUGACUUUGGCCCCACCUUGUGCUGCUGAUUUUCAAGAAACCACCACGUGUGAGGGAAAAAAAACAAUACUAAACAUACUUGGGAAUAAAGCCUCUGCCUCAUUUUUGAUGGACACUUAGGUCUGCUACGCUACAGAUUUGAAUGUUUGUCAUGAUUGUGCUACUUGUUGUGCUAAGGUUUUUUUUUUGGGGGGUGGGUACUUGGUGCGAAAUGUUUUGAGAACCACUGAUCUAAAAUAUCAGUGUUGGACCCAGGACACCUCUGUGUAAAAACUUCAUCCUUACUUCAAGUUGACGGGCGGUUAAUGACUUGGAAAAGGACCUUUUAUCCUAUUGUUCCCCUGGGUGGCAAGGGACCGUCCAUAUUUGUCGUCCAAGUGAAUGUUUUAUGUUUGUCGUCGUCUUAUUUGAUUUCUGUGAAUCAUUCAGCUAUUGGGACUUUGUCUGUCUGCGUCCUGUUUAUCUGAACUGUGGAACCGGAUGCUGGCCUUAUAAAAGCCGCCAUGAGCUAUCAUCAUGCACACAUCAUCACUGUGACAAGACGCUGGUCUGCAUCCCGAAGUUUCUGCCUCCUCGCUCCUUUGCCAUGAUUCUCCUGGCGUGCGCGGUCGCUGCGGUCUGCUUGCUGUCGGGCGCCGCUGGCGCCCCUCUGGCCUGCGAACAACUGAUUAGGCCUCUGGAGGACCUAACUCCCGACCAACUGGAGGGAACCUGGGCCUUGGUCGGCGGCAGUUUGAAACGAUCGGUGGACGAAGACACGCUCAAGACCAGAGACAGCGUCACGUUCGUGGCGUCCCACUCCACCUUCGUCCAACGUAACCGCGUGGCUGACAGGUGCCAGUCGUUCCUGCUCAACGCCACCAAGCAAGGCCACGUCAUGACCUUGAGUGGGAACAACUACCUCUUCACGGCCACCUUCCACCAUACUUCCUGCCCGACCUGUCUGUUGUUCCGCUUCGACGUGCAGGCGGCGAGCCACACCACCGUCGACCUCUACCUGGUGAGCAAGACGCGAGAGUUGGGUGACAGCGAGAAGGCGGAGUUCGCCGCACAGGCCAAGUGUCUGGGCUUGCGGGAGCCCAUGUGGUUGGACCCCACCAAGGAGCUUUGUCAGGAGGCCUGACUGACCCAAUAAAACGAUGAUGCGCA
Messenger RNA from Phyllopteryx taeniolatus (common seadragon), 4834 nucleotides. It is a transcript of the gene palm3, whose product is annotated as paralemmin 3. Lineage: Eukaryota; Metazoa; Chordata; Actinopteri; Syngnathiformes; Syngnathidae. The record is from RefSeq and is a predicted model, not a curated record. Gene Ontology annotation, biological process: regulation of cell shape. The transcript has 7 exons. The coding region runs from base 266 to 1492 and encodes 408 amino acids. Gene Ontology annotation, cellular component: membrane.